Prunus armeniaca (apricot) is the source of this 288-nucleotide messenger RNA. The record is from the annotation of a GenBank genome assembly. NCBI's taxonomy places the organism in Eukaryota, Viridiplantae, Streptophyta, Magnoliopsida, Rosales, Rosaceae.
AUGUAUGUUUUUCCCAAGGCUUUUGGAUUCUCUCUCGCUCGUGAGGACAGACUAGCGUUAGGGUUAGGGUUUGGAUAUAGGUUAUGCCCUUUGGCCGCCGUAGUUGUCAAACUUCUUCUCCCAACACUUCAUCAUCCUCCCCUGUCAUGCUCUUCUCUUUCGUCGGUGUGUUCUUUGGAAAUUGUCUCUCUUUGUGGCCGCUUGGGAUUGUGGUGGGUGGCUCAUCACCUUGCUCGUGGGUUUUCGGACGAGACUGUUUGGCUUGGUGGUUCUGUCAUGGUGUCCUAG